Odontomachus brunneus is the source of this 1804-nucleotide messenger RNA. RefSeq lists its product as uncharacterized. The record is from RefSeq and is a predicted model, not a curated record. Bases 855 to 1583 code for a protein of 242 amino acids. Gene Ontology annotation, biological process: thiamine diphosphate biosynthetic process. Gene Ontology annotation, molecular function: ATP binding; thiamine diphosphokinase activity. Lineage: Eukaryota; Metazoa; Arthropoda; Insecta; Hymenoptera; Formicidae. The transcript has 6 exons.
AGGCAGAGUUUUCUAACUUGAAGACAUUUGGAGAUGUCCAUUUGCCAUAAAUUCGUAUUGUAAAGAAAGUAAUUUAUUAAUAAUAUAUAAUCACAUUUUUUAGAUAAUGAUUAGAUAUCAAAUGUAGACUUUACGUUUAUCAUUACUUUGCAGCAAAUUCUGAAAGAAAAUCUUCACAAUAAUAGAAGAAAUAACGGAAAUGGUAACGAAUCGUUAUUUCUUAAUUAACGAUAAUGGAUUAUUUUUAAAACAUAUAACGUGCUCGAUUAAAAGUUACUUUUUAAAAGUAACAUUUCAAACACUGAAUGUAUGAUUAUCUUUUCGUUCGUUCCAAACAUUAGCUUCAAGUUUCAACUCGAUGGAACCCUAUAAAGCGCGUUCGAAAACUUUACCCGGGUGCUCUUCCUCUCUCUUUAUCUCACUCCAAUGCAGCGAGUGCACCCGAAUAGAAUUUUCGAACGCACGCAUGGAGGCGCGAUGGAGCGCGAUACAGGUACGAUGGAAGCAUGAUAGACGCGAUGGAGGCACGAUGGAACGCGGUGGAGGCAUGAUGGAACUACGAUGGAGCCCUAUGGAGGCGCAAUGGAGCGCGAUGGAAGCACGAUGGAGGCAUGAUGGUGCGCGAUGGAGGCAUGACGGAGUUUUGAUGGAGUACGAUAAAGCGCGAUGCAGGCACGAUGGAGGUAUGAUGAAGCGCGAUUGCAAAGUGCCAGUUCGUUGCGUCGCAAGCUUCACACAAAAUCCACGGAACGAUCCACAGAGCGAUCUACGCAGAUAUUACGAAAGUCUUCUGGGAUUAAAUUUCUGUCUUUCACGAAGAAUUUGUGGUAAAACACCUUUUUCUGUAUUAAACGAUGGAACAACAGUCGGAAUCUAAUCAGUCGAAAAAUUGGUACCCGCGCACUAUUUUCAAUCGUAGUUAUCACAACUAUGCAGUAGUUGUGAUGGCUCGAUCUAUAUAUUGGGAACCAAGGAAAAUGUUUGAAAUAUGGAAAGAAGCUGUACUCACCGUUACUGUAAAUGGUGGAAUAUAUAGCUGGAUACAGUACUUGGAGAAUGCAGGAAUAGACAUAUUCAGCGGCCAGUAUAAUGAAUACGUGCCCAAAAUUAUUAUUGCAAAAAGGAUGGAUAGAAGUAUACAUGCUCCACUGACCAUGAUCGACAAACUGAAAAGUCUAGGCUCCAGGGUUAUCUAUCUACCUGGUCAGAAUCGCAAGGAAUUUACCAGAACAUUGAAUUGCAUCGCAGAUUUUGCCCAUGACUCGAAUAUGACCUUAAGAGACAUGUACGCAUUUGCGGAAUCGGAAGCAAAUUUUCACAACGUCCAAGUCAUAGAGACGUUACGUGUAAGCGACGGAAAUAUACGCAAUAUAGAGAUUGUAAUAGUUUCAAGCUUUUAUUUCUGCUGGAUGUUACGACAUGGUUUGCACAAAAUACGUGUAGAGAAUGGAGUCGACAAAAAUAUGGUGAUUACCAUAUGCAGUUUUUUACCAUUUAACUCUUGCGUAGUCAAUAAUCUCACAACAACCGGAUUGCAAACCAAUUUCAGUAUGUAUCACACUUUUAAUUUGUCCCAUCUUUAAGCUACGCAUUAAUAAUACGUUUUUCAUUAUAUUGUUGCGCUUGCUCGCGCAAUCAUAUCUGGGAGUAGGCAAAAUUAUGCUUCCGAUGGAGCAUAAUUUAUGGCAAUUAUACUCCAUUGGAAAGAACAUGCCAAGUAUGGUUUGAGCGAUUUAAGAGUGGUAAUUUUGAUGUCAAUGAUAAAGAACACUCAGGCCAAUCGAAAAAAUUUGAAGACACCGAU